Molecule: messenger RNA, 1932 nt
Organism: Anisakis simplex (herring worm)
Lineage: Eukaryota; Metazoa; Nematoda; Chromadorea; Rhabditida; Anisakidae
Source: the annotation of a GenBank genome assembly
AUGACCUUCCUAAGCAGCUCUUCUACAGGCGAUGAUAUUAUCACGUUUCAGCCAAUUUAUUGUCAAUUGGUGAGACUGCAUGAUGGAUCCCCUUUAUUCGGUCAAGAAACAUUCAGUGCAACUGGUAAAAAGGUCACUCAGUUUCUUGGCAUUCCUUUCGCUGAACCGCCAUUAGGACAACUACGCUUCAGGAAACCGAAGGCAAAAUUGCCGUGGAGAACACCAUUGAACGCAACCAGACUGCCAAACUCAUGUGUACAGAGUUUGGAUACGUAUUUCGGCGAAUUCGAAGGAGCAACAAUGUGGAAUAGUAAUGUUCCAUCAUCUGAGGACUGCCUCUACUUGAAUGUCGUCGUUCCGGGCGAAAUCGAUCCCAAUAAAAAACUUCCAGUCAUGGUUUGGGUGUAUGGUGGAGGAUUUUGGUCGGGAUGUGUAACACUUGAUAUUUACGAUGGCAAGAUUCUUGCAAGUGAAGAGAACGUGAUUUUCGUAGCGAUGAACUAUCGUGUGAGCGUAUUUGGAUUUCUUUAUAUGGGCAGGGAAGAGGCACCUGGAAAUAUGGGGCUGUGGGAUCAACUUCUCUCUCUUAAAUGGGUGCAUAAGAAUAUCGAUUUAUUUGGUGGUGAUCCGAAUCAGGUGACUUUAUUCGGUGAAAGCGCUGGUGCGGCUGCGGUAUCGAUGCAUGUGCUCAGUCCAAAGAGUGCACCAUACUUUCAAAGAGCAAUUGUUCAAAGUGGCAGUGCGACAUCGCAUUGGGCGAUGAAAUCGAGGCAAGUGGCUAUCGCCAGGUCAGUGGCGCUGUAUGAGGAUAUGCGGUGCGGCAAUAUGUCAAAAGAUCCACAACACUGGGAUUUAGAUAAGGUUUUGCGGUGUUUGCUCGAUGCACCAGCCGAAUUGCUUCGUGACUCAGAGUGGGCACCUGUAAUGGAAUUUGUAGACUUUCCUUGGGUACCGGUCAUCGAUGGUGACUUUUUGAUUGAACAGCCGAGUAGUUCAUUAAAGCAAGGUGGUUUCAAGAGAGCACCAUUACUAGCUGGUUCAAAUCUCGAUGAAUCAAUCUACUUCAUCGUUUACCAACUUGCUGACGUCUUCCCACCGAAGGAUUUCUUUACGAAGAAGGAUUUUGUAAAGAGUCGUGACGUAUGGCUGAGAAGUGUGACAAAUCUGCUGCCUAGACAUAUGAUCAAAUCUUCGGUGAUACUCUCCGCAAUCGUUCAUGAAUACGAACCUGGUGAUUUACCAGUAACACCAAGUGAUUGGUUAAAUGCACUUGAUAAAAUGCUUGGUGAUUUACAAUUCACGUGCAGUGUUAAUGAAAUGGCACUUGCUAAUAGCAUGCAUGGAGGUGAUACCUACUAUUAUUACUUCACACAUCGUGCAACCCAACAAAUGUGGCCUGCGUGGAUGGGUGUACUACAUGGAUAUGAAAUUAAUUUCUUAUUUGGUGAACCGUUAAACACCAAGAAAUAUCAUUACACUCGAGAGGAACAAGAGCUCAGCAGUCGUUUCAUGCGUUACUGGGCAAAUUUCGCGAGAACUGGCAAUCCGAACAUCAAUCCAGACGGAACAUACACGCCGGAUGUGUGGCCAAAAUAUACACAAGCAAAAAUGGAAUAUAUGAAUCUUACGGUUGAAUCUGAUUACAACAAUGGUGCAGCACGGAUCGGUACUGGGCCAAGACGGAAACAGUGCGCAUUUUGGAAGAAUUAUUUACCGAACCUCAUCGCUGCUUUAGGUGGGAUGUUAUUUUUAAUGACAACUUUUUUUAUAAUACACCUUUCUGCUAGUGAUAUGGGUGACCAGUUGGUACGGUGGAAGCAAGAGUUAGAUCAUUGGCAAAAUGAAUAUAUUGUCGAUUGGAAAUUACAUUUCGAGCAAUACAAAAAAUAUCAGUUGUAUCGAUAUGCUGAUUCGGACGCUGGCCAAUGUUAA